AUGCCGUCCCACCCCAAGUCGAAGCGCAAGUCGCGCAAGCAACGGGAACCCCGCGAAGCCUCUUCCGCUCUGUCACCUACGGCCCGAGAGCCAAAGCAUGCCACAUUCUCGCCAUUUGUUAGGCUUCCACCAGAGUUACGAAUCAAGAUUUGGGAGAUGACACUUCCUGAGGAAGAAUUCAUUGUCGUCAGGGCGCAUCGCGACAAAGGCUCAAAGCAGAGUCUGAAAUUCAGCCGUCUAUCUCCGUCUCCACCUCCCCUCCGAGUAGUAUCUAGAGAAGCGUAUGAAGUAGCUUUAGGCAGAUACCCCUACAGAUUACCCAUACUGAGCGCUAUUCAGAGCCAUUCGAUUGGCUUCGGUCCGGGAGAUACAAUUUGCUUUGAGAACGUGGAGAAGGUGGUCAAGAUCAUUCUAUUCGACAAUGAUUAUGCCAGCAAGACAAUGCCCAGUUGGGCAUUGAACAUCAGAAAGCUGGCGGUCUGCCCUUACGAAGACGGGUACCAAGACGGCCACUAUAGGAAUAUUUCAUUUAACCUGGUGCGCAGAGCGAUAGCACAGUUUCGCGGCGUGCAUACCAUUCAAAAAAUUGUACUGCGCAAGACAAAGAGACACAUACUCCCAGAGCUUGCGGCUGAUCAAGACAAUAUGCUGGAAGUUGGGUUUGUUCCCAGAGAAGGGUUAUACUUGGAUAUCGAUCAGCAUAAUUUGGAAAUAGCAACGAAGCGAUGGUCGGCGAAACAUGUUCAAUUGGCUGUGUGGCUGGUGCAAUGUGAAUGCAUGGAAGAAGUACAGACUCUAGAUGAUUUCUUGGAAUCCGAUCCACAAGUAUUCCGGGAUGGAAGGAAGAGUCCACAUAUCUAA
Messenger RNA from Mollisia scopiformis, 861 nucleotides. RefSeq lists its product as uncharacterized. The coding region runs from base 1 to 861 and encodes 286 amino acids. The record is from RefSeq and is a predicted model, not a curated record. NCBI's taxonomy places the organism in Eukaryota, Fungi, Ascomycota, Leotiomycetes, Helotiales, Mollisiaceae. The transcript has a single exon.